AUGGCUAAGAUAUAUCGACCCGCACGCCUGGGAUUAACCACCACCCGACCUCACGCAGCCACUGGAACCAAAUCUACAUACUUUAUGCAGUCAUACUAUGAAACAGUAGUCAGCGUGCGCAAGGCACAAGCAGCGGGAAAAAUAACCCCAAAGCAACGGCUGCGCGAACGCUUCCAAGAAGAGCUUGAGGGAUGGACAAGCUACCAGUUCGAUCAAAUAUCGCGCGAGAUCUGCAAGGCAUACGUAGAUCUGUUAGAAGAAGUAUGCGGACUUACCCAAGGGAGGAGAAUUAACGACAAACUCGUGCGAUUCCCCCAGGAUAAGAAGGAACAAGCGGGAGAAGGCCAGCGCGCGACAACCACAACACCGCAAGUUGUGUUCCAGUCUGUGGAAUAUAACGGGUACCAAAGUCCACCCGCAGAGCCGCAGCGCGCACAAAACAUCUUCUAUCCAGUCCCGGAUCCAGGUAUUGCUUAUGCGCACGAACCAGGAAGAAGCACAACAGCCAUGCCCGGAAACAGGCUAACACGGGAGGUGCAAACAUACCCGCAAAUUGCUCCGGAAAGGGACGGAAAUGCGACCUACGCCCACCGCGCGACCAGCCAAGGGCCGGGAGUACCAAAGUACGAGUUACCACCCGUGCGACCAGUGCCGAGCGAGCUUAUAGACCCUAUCGUUGCAGACCGCUUUAUUAAAACAUGGAAGCAGGCAGAUAAUUAUACGGGAAGGCCGUACGACAUGUGGAGAUGCGUUGUUAUUAUCGACCCUGUUCUCGUAAAUGUGAAAACGAGGGUUUGA
Molecule: messenger RNA, 798 nt
Organism: Pyricularia oryzae 70-15
Lineage: Eukaryota; Fungi; Ascomycota; Sordariomycetes; Magnaporthales; Pyriculariaceae
Exons: 1
Coding region: 1-798 (265 amino acids)
Source: RefSeq, a predicted model, not a curated record